Haliotis rufescens (red abalone) is the source of this 1335-nucleotide messenger RNA. Its product is annotated as FMRFamide receptor-like. The transcript has a single exon. Gene Ontology annotation, biological process: G protein-coupled receptor signaling pathway. Gene Ontology annotation, molecular function: G protein-coupled receptor activity. Bases 1 to 1335 code for a protein of 444 amino acids. The record is from RefSeq and is a predicted model, not a curated record. NCBI's taxonomy places the organism in Eukaryota, Metazoa, Mollusca, Gastropoda, Lepetellida, Haliotidae. Gene Ontology annotation, cellular component: membrane.
AUGGAACUGAAAUGGUUGUAUGCUGUGAUGGUUAUGAAAACUGUAUCAUCAACGGCAAAAGAGUCGGCAUCAACGUCAACGUCAACAGUGCGUGACAUCACAGAUAUGACAACAGUGCGUGACUUCACAGAUAUGACUCCUGACACAAGAUAUAAUGUUACCGACCUGGAUGUCAGGGACAGCAUCGUCACCAACAAAACCAUGAACGACAACGGUAACAACACUGCAAUCGAGGAAGUAGAUCAAUCCAGUCCAGCCCCGCCAUUCGCUUUGAUCCAUUCUGGCAGUGUGACAGAGGCUACCUACAAAUCCUUUCUCACUGUGACUGGAUACAUCCAAUUCCCCCUGACUGUUAUCGCUCUCGCCACCAACAUCUGCAACGUCGUCGUGUUCUGUCAGAAACGGAUGAGAAGCCCGACAAGCACCAUCCUGCUGGCUCUGUGCAUUUCCGAGGUCCUCUUCCUCACCACUGUCAUCAUUGCCAAUAUCAUGGACUUGGUAUACGGAGACAAGGCCAUGACAAGACGCAUCUACCUCAUCUACGGCCUCUACGUCUCCAACUACGCCUCUGUGGCUCUCAGGAGAGUUGGGUUCUGUUACACGUGCUUGGUGUCAGCUGAGAGAUUCAUUGCUGUGACGUUUCCUCUACAAGCCAAAAGUAUGCGUCUCGUGAAAAACCCAGGUGUCGUCUGCGCACUAAUAAUGGCGGCUGGCUUCGCCGCACAUAUUUUUAGUCCCAUGAAAUAUAUCGUCAUAUCUUACAUGGCGGCUGACAACACCACAGUCUAUAGAUUCCAGCAUACGUUAAUGUAUCUCAAGGAUAGAGCUCAUUUUGAAAACUCCAGCAAGGCGAGUAAAUUCAUAUUUGUGUAUUUCAUGCUUUUUGCUUGCCUUGUCUUCAACCUUCUGAUUGUGAUAUCACUCCGACGUCACACCAAGGGGAGACAAUCCAUGAAGACCAGUGAGAAGUCUGGAGAGGCGCAGAAGAGAGAGAUGCAGACGACAACAACCAUCAUGGCGUCCACCGUUGUCUACGUCAUCCUCGCCCUGCCUACCAACACCAACGCGAUCAUCAACAACUUCAAUGAUGACUAUGGCAUCUUCGCCCGAGAGCACUUCCUGUUCUUCCUCGUUGGCAGAGUUGGAAAUGUUUGUGAACUGCUCAGCAACUUCAGCAACUUCAUCUUCUACAUUAUCCUCAGUGCAGCAUUCCGGGAAACCAUCCUUCAAAUGUUCAUCCCAUGUGCAACUACCGGUAAGUCUGCAAAGAGCUCCGUGGCAAAACGUGACAGGCCAGACACCAGACAUACAGACGUUCGUCUAACACAAUAUUAA